This is a messenger RNA of Ceutorhynchus assimilis (cabbage seed weevil), 1774 nucleotides long. Lineage: Eukaryota; Metazoa; Arthropoda; Insecta; Coleoptera; Curculionidae. The record is from the annotation of a GenBank genome assembly.
UCUAUAGGUCUGUUCGCACAAAAGUCACAAACCAGUCAAAGCGAAUUUUAGUGGUUGAAAGAACAGUCAGAACAGUACAGUAGGAACAAUCGAUAGUUCUCCUCCGCACCACUACUCAUCACAACUGUCAGCAGUUCUAUCUUCCAGAGAAUUUUGAGUAUUUGGUUGGGUUCUUUUCUUUUUGUUUGUUUAUUUUUAAUUUUGUAAAUAAUUACUACUUGUGCUUCACUUCUCCAAUAAAAUAGAGAUUAAAGGUUUCCUAAUUAAAAAUGGACGAAGCAGCGGCGCUCACACACCAUCCACCACCAAUUAAUAUGCUUCCUCCGACACCAGCAGGUUUGGAGUCGUUGUACAAUUUGUGCAGGAAAAUUUAUCCUGAUCAAGUGAACCCCUUACAAGUGACUGCCUUACUAAAAUAUUGGUUGGGUGGCCCAGAUCCUUUAGACUACAUCUCAAUGUACGCAAAUCCUGGCAUUCCAAGUGAAAAUAUACCGCCCCAUUGGCAUUACAUAAGUUUUGGCCUAUCUGAUUUGCAUGGAGAUGGUAGAGUACACGAUCCAACAGGAUCAGAACAACCAUCGGGAUUUGGUUUCGAAUUAACGUUUAGAUUAAAACGAGAGCCUGAUGAAACUUCUCCACCUACAUGGCCGGCAACAUUAAUGCAAUCACUGGCCAAGUACGUUUUUCAAUCAGGAAAUUCGCUUUGCUCAAGUGACCAUGUUUCUUGGCACUGUGCACUAGAUAAUAGUGAGUCAAGGAUUCAGCAUAUGUUAAUGACGACUGACCAACAUCUUAACACUACUCAGACACCUUUUGGAACUGUUGAUUUUGUGCAAAUUGUUGGAAUAUGCACUGAAGAGUUGAAAGCUGCUCAACAAUGGAAUGGCUCAGGGAUUUUGGAUAUUCUUAGACGAUUACCGGCUGCUGGUGGUGCCUGGCAUAUUACUGAUAUGAGAAGAGGAGAAAGUAUAUUUGAAUUAGAUCCAUAUGCACAUGAAGAAGUUGAAAGAGGUUUUGAAUUGGAUGGCUCAAAUUUAAGUGGAGUUUCAGGCCGUUGUUCUUGGUCAGAACAAGAUUAUUUCACUGGAAAAGACUGCAAAGACAUAAGACUAGAUUCACCGUUUCAUCAAAGUUACUUAGGUAGCUCGUUGGAUUCACCAGAAUUUCUUAGAGGCAGAAAAUUAGACGCUGUUCAUUUGAUAUUCAAUUUAGAAGCUGGUAGCCUUCUUCCUCUAGCAAUAAGGGGCAGAGUCAAACAUGGUAGACAUUUUACUUUUAAAUCUGUACUAGGAGAAACUGCUAUAACCCUUGUAGCACAUUCAGUUACUGGAACUUUAGUACACCAAGAUUACCCUUAUGUAUCUCAAGGUUCAUGGUUACAAGUGUUGAUUCCAGACGACUUAGCUCAAGAUAUGGCAGUUACUUUUCAAGCUUUAGCUAGCCCUGAAGCUUUAUCUUUGCCUAAGACCUUUUCUUGGCCCGAUAGAAAAUUAUCCAUUACUAUUGUAGCUGAUAAAGUUUAGCCAACAAUAUUUUAUUAUGUCGAUGUGUUAAUAAGUGCCUUAAGAGCUAAUGUUAAUCUCGUUUCUUCAUUCUGUUGACGCGCUUGGUUGAAAAUUAGGUUUUAGGUGUAGAUUAUAAGUUUUUUAAUGGCAUCUACAAUGUUUCUUGUAAUCUCUGUAAUGAUUUAUUUAAGGGAUAGCGUGCAAGUGUUAAUUUUAAAUUAUUUAUUUUAUUUAAGUAUAAGGUAUUGCAAUAAAUAUUUUUUCAAAUA